UUGCAUGAAAAUUAACGUAACGGGACGAGUUAGUGCGCAUGCAGGUGCGGCUACAUGCAGCGGCGGGCCGUCAAUGGCCCAAAGUUAGUUUUGGCUUCGGCAAAUGCAGGCCUGAACUCUCGUGUCUAGCUCUUGCCGAUGCUCAUCAUCAUCACCGCCGACUCCACUCCCCUCCCGCGUGCGCGAACGGAGGGCCACUGCGCAUCGCCCAAACUGGCCGACGAACUGCGACGAUCGCUGCCAGGUGGGGGUGAAUUGACACAUGCAUCCGCCCUUCAUGUCCUGUCGCUAAAGCCGCCGUCCUUCGCCUGCGCGCAAUCAAUACUCUGCCCAGCUGGUCCGCUGCCCACCUCGUCCAUCCGCCGCCCACUCGUCCUGGCUGCAUUGCUUGGAUCUGCGGCAUGUCAUUAUUGCCUGCAGGAGGGUUUCGUGCCCCGCCUGCCAACCUCCAGCGGACGCUGGGUGAGGUGUGCGGCGCACUCGGGUCCAGCCAUUGGGGCGAACAGGUGGAACGCGGAAAGUCGUGGGACGCCGGCCUGUAAUCUCGCGUGCGUCGUCGGCGAAAAUAGAACCUCCGCUGAGACAACCCGUCCUCGCCCAGCCUCGUGCUCGCACUGCGUCAGAAGCACACGUUGCCCCCGUCCGACUCGUCGCAUUAAAUUACAAACAAAUUGUCCAGGAGGCGACGCCGGCAAAAAGCGCUACUGCGUGGUGUUGUCUUGCUGCUCGCCCCCCACCAGUGCUCUGGGCUCGGUCUCCUCUUUCGGCGUUGCAUCUCUCGAUGAACAGCCCGGAGGUAACGCUAAACGGCCAUCGGACACUUGGCAGUUUACCCGCUUCCAUAUUCGGAGGUGGAAACGGCGCGACCAUGGAAUGAGGAGCGGCAUGGGUGCCCCGUGCGCAGCCUGCCUAGAGCCCUCUUCUCCUCUCUACCGGACAGCCCUGCUCGCUUGAGGCGUUAGGAAAUGUGGGCACCUGGGCAUCGGCAGGCACGCCCGUGACCCAAGGACGGCGGCCCCAUGCGUCAGAAACGCUCUCUCUCCGAGAUGGGAAAACCUGGACGGGGAGCCAGCGCCGUGGCGGUCGCUUGACCUGUCCCAGCUUUGCCUAUAUGUACGCCCGCCGGCCGAUUGCGCCGACAUUGGCCUUUCCUCUCUUUUUCCGUUGUGGUUGACCCAGUUGCGAA
This is a messenger RNA of Neohortaea acidophila, 1186 nucleotides long. RefSeq lists its product as uncharacterized. Lineage: Eukaryota; Fungi; Ascomycota; Dothideomycetes; Mycosphaerellales; Teratosphaeriaceae. The transcript has a single exon. The record is from RefSeq and is a predicted model, not a curated record. The coding region runs from base 139 to 954 and encodes 271 amino acids.